Messenger RNA from Recurvomyces mirabilis, 663 nucleotides. RefSeq lists its product as uncharacterized. The coding region runs from base 1 to 663 and encodes 220 amino acids. The transcript is spliced from 2 exons. The record is from RefSeq and is a predicted model, not a curated record. NCBI's taxonomy places the organism in Eukaryota, Fungi, Ascomycota, Dothideomycetes, Mycosphaerellales, Teratosphaeriaceae.
AUGACAGACUCGAGGUCUCACGCCCAUACUACGACCAGCGGUGGCGAGGCUAGCUGGUGGACCCACAUCGUUCCAGCUGCACACGGCUGCGCCUUUGAGGUGAAGAAAGGCGACCACUUCCGUAUAGUGGAUCUGUAUGGCGAACAAGUCGUUGAUUUCGCAGCAUGGACGUGCAAUUCCGAUUUCAAGAUUAAUUGGGACGAAAAGCUCUCGAUGGCCUACACUCGCUAUCAUCUCUCGGGCGUGACACCUGCCAUAGGAGAAUGCCUGUGGACGAACAAGGACGAACCUAUCCUGCAGAUAGUUGGCGACACAGUCAAAGUCCAUGACAUGACUUUCAUGUCUUGCUUUCCAGAAAUUUACGCCAAGAAAGGCAUACAUGACCACCGCAGCUGCGCAAGCAACAUCGCCGAGGUGAUGAGACCUUAUGGUAUGAGCUCCUACCUGGAAGUUACCGAUCCAUUCAAUAUCUUCCAAAAUACUCCGAACUACAGCCUCAAACCACUAGGCAGCAGUAAGCCAGGAGACUACAUCGAAUUCAAAGCCAUGCAGGACUGUAUUUGUGCGGCGAGCUGCUGCCCGUACGAUCUGGACGGUUUUAAUGGAGGAAGAGUUACCGAUGUUGCUGUGGUCACUGGUUUGAAGUCGGCAUCGUCGGCAUAG